AUGAAGUUCUCCAUCCUCCCCUCCAUCGUCUUCCUCGCCUUCACAACUGGCGCCCUUGCAGCUCCCAAACCCAUCCUCAUCAACGCCAGGCAAAACUCCCAGCCCCCACUCACAAACCCCAAUCCAAACGCCUCUCUCCAACCUUUUCUCUCCUCCACCUCCUGCUCCGGUCCGCCCUCGCAGGUCGUGAUUCCCGUCUCCUACGCCACUUUGUCCCCGGAUACCACUCUCUCCCAAGGAUGUUAUGAAUUUAUCGACAGCGGUGUGUCGACGCCCGUCCAGUCGGUCAGGAUCACGGGUGUCUGGCCGGAGGCGAAUAAGUGCCUGCUGAGGUUUUAUGAGGAGGCGGGUUGCGCUGCUGAAAGCGCGUUUGGGACGGUGGCGCCGAAUACUUGUGGGAGCUUUGUUGGGGGGAGGGGUAUUGGCAGUUAUCAAGUUGUUUGUCAGAGCACUUAG
Neurospora tetrasperma FGSC 2508 is the source of this 456-nucleotide messenger RNA. RefSeq lists its product as uncharacterized. The transcript is spliced from 2 exons. The record is from RefSeq and is a predicted model, not a curated record. Lineage: Eukaryota; Fungi; Ascomycota; Sordariomycetes; Sordariales; Sordariaceae. Bases 1 to 456 code for a protein of 151 amino acids.